Molecule: messenger RNA, 9025 nt
Organism: Xiphias gladius (swordfish)
Lineage: Eukaryota; Metazoa; Chordata; Actinopteri; Istiophoriformes; Xiphiidae
Gene: arid3a
Product: AT rich interactive domain 3A (BRIGHT-like)
Exons: 9
Coding region: 727-2388 (553 amino acids)
Biological process (GO): regulation of transcription by RNA polymerase II
Cellular component (GO): nucleus
Molecular function (GO): DNA binding
Source: RefSeq, a predicted model, not a curated record
GUCUCUCCACGCCUCUCUCUCUCUCUCUGACCGUCUGUCUGUCUGUGCGAACGAGCGAUGCGGGCUUUCAAACUGUGAAAACACAACCACACGCAAAAGCCGAAUGCGUGUAUAUCAUGCAGUCACAUGAAACUACUUUAUAUCUAGCCGAUAAACACACGAACCAUCUAUCCCCUUCCUCUUUUUGGUGCUUUUUCCUCUGUGUGUAAUCGAAGGGGGAGACAGGAUUCAGAGACGGGGAAAACAGGAAUGUUUCUUCCGGUUCCAAAGCGUGUAAAAAACGAACGGAAGCCAAUGUGGUCUCUGUAGUCUGUCAGCGAACUCUUGUACUCCCACCUUUGCUUCCACUGCUUGUGCCACAUUGAACACUGUGCGACUCAGCUCUGCUGCUGGCUUUGGUUUCCCCCCAACUGCAGGAAAAACCAUUGAGACAAGAGAGAGGCCUCUGUCUCCAGAAGUGCAGCCGACCUCUGACUGCAUGUCUCAGCGCUCUGACCGACCUCCCUUCUCUUCCUCCUUCUCCUUCCACUUCUCCUCAAGGACCCACAUUUCCACAUAACCAUAACCUCCACACCUCCAGCCAGCUGCUAGCUGCUUCAUCACAGGCCCGGUUGGUAAUUGCUCUCCCUGGGCAGAGGGAUCGACCAUCGUCCCCUGACUGGUUCUCCUUCAGUGGGGGAGGGAGGGGAAGGAAGGCAGCUGAACGCUGUGCCGCUUUCCCUGGAGAUGAAGCUGCAGGCUGUCAUGGAGAACCUGCACAGGCAGCAGAGGGCGAAGCUGCUGAUGGAGCAGCAGCUACAGCAGCAAGCCGCUGCCCAACACACUCAAGUCCGCACAGGUGAAGGAGGAGGGGAUGAGCCGAUGGGGAGCCCAGCCCCUGAGGCGGAGCAGGCCCAGAUGGCAGCACUAGCGGCCAUGCGCGCCGCGGCAGCUGGGCUGCAGAGGGUGUCGGACAGCCCCAUGUCGGAACGCAGCAGCGACGGCGAGGAGGACGGUGAUGAUGAUGAUGACAAUGAAGACGGGGAGGAGCAAUGCAAGGACAUGAUGGGGUCCGAUGAGGAGGAGCAGAUCAAACAGAAAUGGGACGAGGAGGACUUUGAAGGCGAGAUGGAAGAAGACUUUGAUGACGACCUGGCAGAGGAAGGUCUGCCGACAGGCCAUGACGCCGUGGCCCCCGGUAAAGGCAUCCUCCUGUUGCCCCACCGCCAGCUCCACCCUCACUCCCAGCUGCUGAAGGCCCGCCCCAGUGUUGACCAGGAGCCCCGCGUAGCUAUCCUGCCUCCCCACGCCACGCACAGCCAUCUAGGUGGGCAGGACCAUGGAGAAUGGACCUACGAGGAGCAGUUCAGACAGCUGUAUGAACUGGAUGGAGACCCAAAGAGAAAGGAGUUUCUGGAUGACCUCUUCAGCUUCAUGCAAAAAAGAGGAACCCCGGUGAAUCGUAUUCCCAUCAUGGCCAAACAGGUCCUGGAUCUGUACAUGCUCUACAGGCUGGUGACAGAGAAGGGUGGCCUGGUGGAGGUCAUCAACAAGAAACUGUGGAGGGAGAUCACCAAGGGACUCAACCUGCCUACCUCAAUCACCAGUGCAGCCUUUACCCUUCGCACACAAUACAUGAAAUACCUGUACCCAUAUGAAUGUGAUAAGAGGGGCCUGAGCAACCCCAACGAGCUCCAGGCAGCCAUCGACAGUAAUCGGCGGGAGGGCCGACGACAGAGCUUUGGCAGCUCCCUCUUCACCUACUCGCCCAACGGGACGCCCACCAUGCUGUCCUCCCCGAAGCUCCCCACGUCCAGUGGGGGCCUGACGGUGGGCACCAACGGGGCCUCGCUGACCCCCAUCCAGAAGAUCAAGAAAGAGGAGGGAGGCCAGCCGCUGCCGGGGGUCGGUGUGGCUCGUUUGCCAGCGGGGGCCUUGGCGGGACACUCGGUGGCUGCUGUGCAGGCAGCAGCAGCCCAGGCAGCGAUGGCAGCUCAGGUGGCAGCUCUGGAGCAGCUGAGGGACAAACUGGAGGCUGGUGAGCCUCCAGAGAAGAAGAUGGCGCUUCCGGCCGAGGAACACCACCGACUGCUGCAGAGAGCACUGCAACACAACCUGCUGGCCAUGACCGCACAGAUACCCAUGAACAUCCGCAUCAACAACCAAGACAGCAGGCAGGACUCAGCCCUGAACCUCACCACCAACGGCACAAGCAGCAUCAGCAUGUCAGUGGAGCUCAAUGGAGUGGUUUACACUGGCGUUCUUUUUGCUCAGGCAGCAGCAGGGUCGGCCUCAUCUGGUGCACCUGGAUUGUCCGUCUCCAACGCGGCGGUCAGCGGUCGUGUUGCCCCUCAGCAGCCGCAGAACACACCUACCUCAACCUCAACCUCCAACAACCCGUUGUCUUAACAAACCCCCAGCCUUUCCCCUGUAUUUUUUUUAAUUACCACGCUAAGUAAAGCCAAAAAUCAACCUCAUUUUCUACAUCAUCUAUGCCAAAAAGAGAAGAACCAUAAUCCAUACACAAACUGAAACUCAGAUCACUUGAAGUACACUAUCUCAGGUUUUCUCUCACAAACUCACCUCUUUUGUUCUUCAUAGCCAAAAUAAUUUUGAAAAAAAAAAAUAUCCCAACUGAGAGCCAGUAUAUGCUAAACAAAUAUGUAUGCACAACCUGUGAAUUAUUUAUUUCUGCAUAAAUGUACAGAUUACUGGAGAACAAAAGAGAAAGUAAUAACUAGGAAGGGCAAUGCACUGUUUACACAAACAAACAUAGCUACUGACUGACAACGACAUUUUAUCCUCUAGGAGAGAGAUUUUUUUAAAUUUUAUUUUAACUUUUUCAUUGUCAUUAUUAUCAUUAUUGUUAUUCUCUAUUGUGUUUAUCAUUUAAAUCUUUAACAAUCCUAUCACUGCAGGAAAAAAAUCUAUAUAUUUAGAAUUCUAUAAAAAAAAAAAAAGGAAAUAUGAAUAUUCUCUAUUUUUAAUCAGAAAAGCUUUAAAGCUAUAUGUUGUUUCUUCAGGGCAUAUAACAAUGUACCGUUGUGACCUCAUUUUGUGUAGACCCUUAUAAACUUAUUCACAUGACAGCCAGUUUGGAUCCCUAGGUGGAAGAGCGAGUCUGGUGCAGGUCUGCGCUCCUGUUGUGUACCGAGAUACACAUCAUAUCUACGCCACUGAUUCUCCUUUGAACAAAAGUUUUAAAUGGCUUGAUCUCAAGAAUCUGCAAAGAUAUUUGUUAAGUUUUUAAUAUAUUUGGUCCACUAUUGAUUGCUACCAGAGUUUAGAGGUAGUAGCUAGAAUGCUAAGUAGCUGACGUCCCUGCCGAAUUUAAGCAGUUGGUGUGGUUGCUCUUCAUGAAACUGGUGGCUAUUUAAAACCCUCAUCUGUUUGUUGACAUAAGGCCAGUUCAAAACAUAUCAAUGCCAAUCACGCAGGUAUAUUGUCAAGCUUACUGUUCAAAAUGGCUGUUUGUGCGAGUAGGGUCAGUAGUGCAGGUGGGAGAAUGAACUAAAGCCGUUCGCCGCACCUCAACACACUGUACUUUCUGAGCCUCAGCAGCGUCCACACGCCUCUUCCUGUUGCUGUUUGGGGUUCAGAUUUUAUGUGAAUAACACGUUUUCCGUUGUUCUCAGGUGUCCGUCUGCUCAUCGCUUUGUACAAUAUCCUGCAGUCUUCUAUUAACGCUUGGCGGAGAAACAUCUUUCCCUGCAGAAAGAUCGGUUUUCAUCUUCUUUUAUGACUUGGUCUUCUAGUGGAGUAAUUGUCUUAAAGUCAGAUGCAUGCAUGUAUUUAUAGAUAAAAGCCCAUCAGCGAUUUCCUGACUUGAAUUUACAGGUGUCGAGCGUCCACCAAAUCCUCGUUACUGUGGAAACCCUCACAUGGACAAUCAGGUGUCAGGAGAUGCAAUUUCACCUUUAAAGAAACUUAUUCUGACAGUUAUUUCAGCUCAUAUCUGACACAUUGUUGUUUUUUUUUCUUGUAUCAUAGAUUACAGAUGCUUUUUAUUUUUUGUUUCAGCUUUGUGUUUUUGCAUUACUUGAGUGCUCAUUCUGAUCCAAGUGCUUCUUAUCCAGUGCUGUGACGAGGACAGGGUCCUCUUGAGACUAGCUCGCCAUCUACCGAGGAUAAUACAGAGAAUGUCUUGUGAUCCUCUGACUGUUUUUGGAUGUUACUUAAUCGAGGCUUUUGAUAAUUUAAGGUCAGAGGUACUCAUAGUUGCGGCUGAGCACUUGAUUGUGUUUUACUGUUUGUACGAACACUCACUGCAGUUGGAUUCAUGAAAGGCCACAGCGGAGACACCAUGUCACCUCAUAAGUAGUUGUGUCUCUGCAUUUUGAAGUAGAUCAAUCAUUCAGCUUUUUGAACUUUAACCUGUGUUACCUCUCUGGGCUGUUGGCUGUUAAAGAUUGUUACUCAACCCCCCCCCCAACCCCACCCCUACGCAAAGCUGCCUCAUUCCUACCGAUGUUAGGAAGUAAAUCAGGCUUUGUAUGUGGGUUCUGUUCUGAGGCCUUAACACAGCAUGAGAUGACCAGAGAGCGAGCAGUACCUCCAUCUAAUCAGUUUUUACUGUUCCAGUCAAAUAUCACCAGAUGGCUGCCACGGCUUUGAUUCUGGUCCUGCUUCUCGGUGGGAAGUCACCACCAGCUGCUACACAAACACUGGUCAGUUUUGGAAAGUACUCUUUCAACUCAGAUAGCAAACAACUCCCAUUCAAAAACACAAUCAUCAAAUGCUGUUCUUUGAAAUGGUGAAAAUAACUUGUUUUAUUUCUUCCUAGAAAAGAGAAUUUGAGUGUUAGUUGGAUUUAAAAAAAAAAAAAAAAAAAUUCAGAGACAGGAAAAGGAUGUCAUUGGUUGAGUUACAUCUUAAUGAGUGCUGGAUUCAUCAGCCUUAAUUAGGUGGGAGAUGAUACAAAACCAGGCUCCUUUUUUAACUUGUGAGCAACUCGCUCCGUAUUGGAGGAUAUGUCAUUUUACAGAUACAGGAGGGACAGAUGUACUCAAAUACAGUGUUUUUACACAAUGAAUUUAGUUAUCUGGGGAAGAGCUAGUUGUUUUGCAGCUGUUGCUCUGCAGUGUGGCUGUGAAGUCAGCCAGCAGACCAAUCAGACCUCAACCAUUUUGCCUUUUAAAACAUGAAUGGCAUUUAUGCAGUGUUGACUCAAAUGAUGGAGCCUGAUAUCAAGAUUCACAACCCCCUUUUUGAAAUAUUGAUCAGGUUCUCAGUGUAGAUCCGUAUCAGAGGCGGUCAAAGCAUUUUUACAGUGAAAAAUUUAGGUAGCAUGUUAAACAGGCAGAGCCUGACAUGAGUCAGUACAGACUCACACUAAGGCUAAUCUUUCUUCUUUGCAUUUGAUAGACACAUUUAUCCAAAGCAUUAUGCAGUGGUGCUACAUAUAUAUCUUGAAAUAUCAGUGAAAUUGACAUUUUCUUAAAAUUUCAGUCUUGGUCUUACGGUUUUGGCAAGAACAUUCUAAAAACCACUUAAAAACCUUGUUGUGCUUCAUUUAGACUGAUGUAACAAUCUGUAUGACCAGCCAGGUUUUAUGAAAGUUGUAGUGAGUUGUUAGAUACUAACCUUGAAAACCAAUCUUUGUUUAGAGCUGUAGGCUUUAGAUAGCUGGGUUACGAAUGGACUUGGACGUGGUUUUUUUCAGGGAAGCUCUCAUCCAUACUGCCUUAGAGAGCAGUAACUACAAAAACGAUGAAGUAGAGAAGGGUUUGAAUUUCUUAGCCAACCUGUGUGACAGAUAUAUGAGUUGUUAAACCUUCAUUUUAUGCCUUUUAUGCUCAUUAUUAAUCAGUGUCACAGAGCUUACUGAAACCUAAAAAAAACAUUCAGAUACUAAUGUCACCUUCUACAUUUGAACAAUUGAAAAGGAAAAAGUAUAGGCUACAAAUAAAGGGUUUUUUCCACAGCUCUUUUUUACAUUUGAGCCAAUGACCUAGUUUAGUAAAUUCGUCAUCCUUUCAUUAAAUACAGUUUUAAUAUUUGAUUUAAACGUAGAUUAACCACAUGAAAUCACGUGAUUUCCAGGACUGCUGUAUCAGGUGUUCCCUUUUUUUUUUUUUCUCUCCGUUAUGAUUUCUCCUACUUAUGUUGUAUAAAAAAACUCAGUUACUAAGAUUUUUGAGCAUAAAUAAAAAACUUGGUUAAAUUAGCUUCAGCUAACGGCUAUCCGAGCAGCUAGCCUUAACUAGCCAAAGAGCAGUUGCUGCAGUUGUUUUUUUUACCUCUGUUUUCUAGUUUUUAUGAUUUUUAUUUUUGCUUUUUAUUUUAUGAAAUUUACACGCAGGCCUUUUGCCCCCAAAGAUUAUAAAUUUGACGGUAUAAUAAAGUCUAUGGUAAUGUAAGAUUUCGGAAAGUCUGAUUCUGGCUUUUAACUCAGUUUUGACCAAAUAUGUAGUUACUGCAUGUGGCCUUUGUAGGGCAGCUUAGUCUCUACAGUAAUGGCGGUGUAUACAUGCUAUAGACCACGACUAUGACAAAAAGGGCGUUUAAAAAGUAAAACAAGAAAGAGAGAAAAAAAUUAAUUUAUUUUAAGUUAAUUUAGAUUUAAAUCAUCUUUCUCCUUGAUUCCUCCAUGUAAUCAGACACUGCUGUAAAUUUCAUAUAUUACAAUGUAAAAGUAUGUAUUUGCUCACGUUAGUCAGUUCAGUGGCACUCGGAGGGCCCUGCGUUUCUCUCCAUGUCACUCUGUCUCUUCAGGAGUAGCAGAUGUCGCAGUUGCUGGUAAUGGCUGACAAUCAAAUAGAGACAUGCUGGGGCUCAAAGCUUUUGUUUGGUGGAAAAGUCUGCUGGAGAAAGCAAAAUUCAAUCAAUCCUGUUCUAAAGGAUCAACGUUGCUUCUUUAGAUUUGACCCCGUGACUCUUUGGCCCCUGAGGCAACACUCAAGCACCUGCUCCCCUCGUUCAAUGGAUCCAUGUUUAUCGUAUAUCUAUCGACCAGCUCUGCGAGAUAUUUGCAUUUGAACAGUGGAUGUUUUCUCUCUCUCUCUCUCUCUCUCUCUCUCUCUCUCUCUCACUCUCUCUCUCUCUGUGUGUGUGUGUGUGUUUGCACGGCAGCAUCUUCAGGGAAGGCUGGCAUGUUUUUAAUUGCGUGAUAGCGACAAUCAGGAGACGUUAUGACAACACAGUAUACCUCCAAACACUUUGACAUCCCUUCAACCACAAUCAAGCCCGUUUCUACCUCAAAGACUAAGGCUUUAGCAGAUUUCUUUGCUUCAGCCACAACAGAGAAUCCUGUUGAAGGCUGCGCUCAUGCAGGAAAACCGAUCGAAAUGUAGUUUAUGCUGGUUUAUAAAGAGCUCAGUUUCACUAUGAAAGAGAUUGUAAAGACCACAGACAAUCAGAUAUCAGCUUAAAUGUCACUCACACCUCUAAUCGAUAACCAUUUUAUUAAUUUAAGGGGAAUCAGAGAUGUCAGUGUAGUUGAGAAGAUGCAACCCCUCCAGUAAGAGCUCCCCUCAGUGGAAGUUUUUGUUAUGACACGCAACCAGUUUAGAUUUCCGAAAUGGAAAAAACUGAGGGUUUGAUCGAGGGCUACAAAGACUCAGUGUCCUUCAGUGUGACCAUUUAUGGCACAAAUCACAUAUUUUCAGUGUUCAUAGCUUAAUUUCCUUCCAAUGUUUCCAUAGUUUUCUUCUUGUUGAGGUGAAAUGGCAUUUUGAUCAUCAUGGAACACUUAAAUAAUCAAUUUAGUCAGUAGCUCUUCAAGGUAUUUAAACUAAGAAUUAAUUCACAAAUUAAAAACACAAUCAGCAAACAAUCAAUAAUCAAACUUUCUGUCUUGCCUGUUUCUCUGCAACUAUGUGUCUGUAGCUGCUUUCUCUCAUGGAACCUGCAGGUGUUUUUUUUUAUCAUUAGAUAAGACAAAUGUUCGCACAAGACUUUGCAUCCGCAGUUCUUGGCUUUAUGUUUAUUUGUCAAAGUUACAUUAUUGUUGUGUGGUAAUGCAGUUAAAAGCUUGGAUUGAUUUUAAAAGUCUGCUUGUUUGAUGCAUUCAUGUGUUGUACAGAUCGGAACAAUGACUUAGCCGGACUAAUUUUCUUACUGCAAAAUGCAUUUUGUUUGUCUUGGAGUUAGUUUUCCCAAAAACAUAAGUAAUAAAAGUAGUGCUGUUCAGGAGUCGACUCCCAAAUCUCAGAUGUCAGCGCUUCUGAUCAGCACAAAACUCUCUGUCAAAAUGUUGUAACAUAAGAACGUCAUAACUUUAAGGUGUUUUACCUUGAAAUAUUGCUGCUUUUACUCCCACCAGAGCUGUAGCUAAAAUAACCUCUUGAAAAUUUACCAGGUCCAGAGCGUCUUGCAUGGAAAAUUGACUCUGACUCCUUUUCCCACAUGAUGCCAACAUGGAAAUUUUGCCGGAACAUUUACGGGUUAAGGUGCAUGUGGGUUUGGGGGCUUUUGACUGGACUUCACCACUGACUUACCUCCAUUAAGUGGACUGUGGAGAAGGGAAAAUGAUGAGAAAAUAACAAGAUGCCUUCUGCUGUGACAAUUGUUGUAUGAAUUAACCUGUAUUACUAAGAUUCAUUAAAUAGAUUAUUUCUGAAAUACGGCUUUUAGAGCUCUGGAUUAUAUCAUGUUUAUAUUGUUUUGUGUUGUAUUUUGCUCUUUCUUGCUUUUUUUUUUCUUUUUCUUUUUUUUGAUAUGCUGUAGCAACCCCAGCACACAGAGAUUACAUUAAAUCCGAUUUAUUAAUAUAGCGAUAAUGAUGAUGAUAAUAGUUUGAUCAUUUUAGGGAGGGAUGUGAUGUGAUGCAAUGUUUGUGGGGGGGCUUCACGUGUCUUUCCGUCAACGUCAGAAGUGAAACAAGGCUCUGUCUCUUGUCUCUCACAACUUCUUCUCAGGAAAAUCUACCUCUGCCUCCAGUUUGAUGCAUUUAACCCAGUGAGGGCUCAAGUUACCGUGUAGUGGGUACACAAAGACGGUGUGAGGGGCCAACACCAGAGUCCGAAAUGAACUGGAACAUACCAGUGUAGUUUCUGAGAUUAGAGAUGAACGCAGUGGAUUGAUAAUUGUGGCGUAACAUUGUGAU